GGGAGGGGAAAAGAGGAAGUUUCUUCAGGCAACCAAAAAAUGGAGUUCAGUCUUAGUGGAAAUGCUCUGAAAACUUUGGCCAGAUCGAUCACAUGCCUCGCGCGCAUCGGAAACGAGCUAGUUGUUGAAGCCUCUCCUUCUCAGCUCACAUUCCACUCACUGAAUUCAUCAAGAUCCACGUACCUUUCGAUAUCAUUUAAGCCUGAUUUCUUCGAUGUUUACACCAUUUCUAAUCCUCAGGUCAAAUGUAGUCUUCUUCUUAAGGCUGUCUGUUCUGUUCUAAGGACACCGGUUACAAGUAUUGACCAUUUAAGUGUGCUGCUUCCUGAUCAAUAUGCAUCAAAGAUACAGUGGACGUUGGACUGCUAUAAUGGGAUAAGGAAAGCAUACUGGAUCACUUGCAAUAUUGAACCUGACAUACAACAUCUCUCUCUUGAUAGAAGAAAGCUUCCUAGUAGCUUUGUUGUGAGACCUCGUGACCUGACCAGGCUACUAGCAAAUUUCCAAUCAACUCUUCAGGAGAUCACCAUUAUUGCUACAGAACCUUUGUCUUCGCCUGCCGAUGUGGAAAAUGAAAUUGGUGGGAAAGCUGUUGAACUCAGAAGUUAUUUAGACCCAACAAAAGCAGAAAAUGAUUCAUCCCUCCACACUCAGCUAUGGAUAGAUCCAACAGAAGAGUUUAUGCUGUAUACCCACAAUAGAGAUCCUGUGGAUGUUACAUUUGCUGUCAAAGAAUUAAAGGCAUUUCUUUCUUUCUGUGAAGGAUGUGAAGUAGAUAUUCACUUCUAUUUUGACAAAGCGGGCGAGCCUAUUCUUAUGGCACCAAAAUUUGGGCUAGAUGAUGGCUCAACAUCCAAUUUUGAUGCGACACUAGUACUUGCAACGAUGCUAGCAUCUCAGUUGCAAGAUGGAAAUCCUGUAGAAGCUGCUGCUGAUGCAAUGCAUGGUCAACCUGUUCAUGAGACGUCUCAAGCAGAAGAUAGAUCAAGAGGAAAUGUGUCUGAGCCUCCUCCGUCUGAUCAUACACGAAUUUGGUCUGAUUUGUCAGGUAAAUUUGACAUCUUUAAAUGCAAUCUAAUGUCAUCAAUCAGGACUAAUGUUAUUCUCUAGUAUUCAUUUGAAACAGGAAGUGGGGUGAAAAAUGGUAGUGCUGAGGGAGAAAGGCGGCUUGAAGCUCAGAGAAAUAGAAACAUUGAUGACACCAGGGACAUACAGAGGAUUAUUGAAGACGUGCACCUUUCUAAUGCUGCGCCUAUCCAAGGAAACAUAACAGUGAGGGAGAAUGUUGUUGAUCAUGGAUUAUCACAAAGGCACCCUAGUAACUGGGUAGAAACUGCUGAUGAUGACGACGAAGAUGCGACUGAAAUAUGUGUUCAAUCAACGCCUCCAUAUUACUAAUGAGGCUCUCUCAGAAUAGUAUGCAUAGUAGUUUCUCCAACCUUAGUCCUGACCACCACCGACGAAAAUCAAUGUUUGUGAUUUAUUUGAGUAUCUAUCUAUUCUAAGAAUUUAAUCUUCUAUAUGUUUGUGCACUUUUAAGUUGACAUGAUCAGAAUUUAAUGAAAAUUAUAAUAGAGACUGCUCCACAAAUAAGACAGUUAGAAUGACUAUGUAUAGUGACAAGCUGUCCUACUUAAAAAAUCUAGAUGCUAGAUAUUUGUACCAUUUUUACAAAAUGUGGUAUAUUUUCAAAGUUUAGUUUUGUUACUUUUCCUAAAAUAUCUAACAAUACAUUUAAUCUAGGCCUUGUUUUUAUGAGUUAUUUGAAAUUAAAAAAAAAUUAAGUUAUCCAAAAGAUUAGACAGCUCUAAAUGAGAAUUUGAGAUAUUUGUAACA
Molecule: messenger RNA, 1836 nt
Organism: Impatiens glandulifera
Lineage: Eukaryota; Viridiplantae; Streptophyta; Magnoliopsida; Ericales; Balsaminaceae
Product: cell cycle checkpoint control protein RAD9A
Exons: 9
Coding region: 40-1110 (356 amino acids)
Biological process (GO): cellular response to ionizing radiation; mitotic intra-S DNA damage checkpoint signaling; DNA replication checkpoint signaling
Cellular component (GO): checkpoint clamp complex
Source: RefSeq, a predicted model, not a curated record